UUCUGAGCAGCCGGUGGCUUUAGGAGAAACUGAAACUGGGCUUGUUGGGGGCGGAGUGGUCACUGGGGUUUAAGUAGCCACCACUUCCUUGGGCCCCCAGAGGGCACUGGGAGGUCAUAGCUGCUAGGGGACAUUUGGGACCAGUGUGACUCUCUGCUCCCCCUGCUUGAGCCAUGCACCUCUGCCAGGGAGACGCACUGCUGACCAGGACAGACCCCGCGGAGAGUCAGAAGCAGCUGAAGAGGCAGCAGAAGAACCGGGCGGCCGCCCAGCGCAGCCGGCAGAAGCACACGGAUAGGGCGGACGCCCUGCACCAGCAGCACGAGUCCCUGGAGAAACACAACCAGGCCCUGCGGAAGGAGAUCCGGGGCCUACGGGCCGAGUUGGCGCGGUGGAGUCAGACCCUGCAUCUGCACGAGCGCCUGUGCCCCAGGGACUGUGCCCCCCACCCAGCUCCCGAGCCCCCCGACUGCUGGGGCCAGGCCAGGUGGCUCCCGGGACAGCUUGCUCCCCAGGGACAGCACAGCUGCCAGGAGCAGCCAGGCCUCUUCCAGACUUCCGUCUCCUGUCUGCCACCUCAGCAGCUGCACCCAGAUGCACAGCCUCAGGUUGUGUGCGGCCUCCUCCCAUCCCCUCCGUCCCUGCUGUCCCUCAGCCCCGCUGUGGUGACUCUACCUCCUGAUCAGAUGUCCCCCACCUAUGUGCUGUCUGCCUCGCCCGCUGGCCGCAGCCUGUUGGGCUCUUCCCCCAAGGUCAGUGGCCCCUUGCCCAGUCCCCCAGCCCAGGCCGCCCCUCCACAGCCCCUUGGGCAGAUGUCCCCCAGCAGGGGGAAGCUGGAGUCAUCUCUAGAGCCUGAAUAUCUACAGGGCAGGGAGCACAAGGCGGGUCCCUCGGCAGCAGAUUGGUCAGGGUUGGCCUCAGAUCCCAGCCGUCAGCCCCUCCUGGCCUUCCCUCUGAUGGCCUCGGCUCAGGUCCACUUCUGACCUGCGCCUGGAGUGUGGCUGCCCCUCCUCCGGCUCAGGAAGCAGUCCCCGCACACCGGCCUCUCCUGCCCUGCUGCUAGAGCCGCUCUCCCAGAGACCCGCUGGCCAGGGAUUCACUGGGGAAAGGAAGCUGUCGCUGAGCACCUGCCGCUGUGGCAGGCUCUGUCACUGCUACUACCUUACUGAGACCUCACAAUCACUCUGCAAAACUGAGAGUAUGACUGCUUUUUUUUAUUUUAAAGAGAAAAAAAUAAAACAAAAUUUCAAAAUAAGA
This is a messenger RNA of Chinchilla lanigera (long-tailed chinchilla), 1257 nucleotides long. RefSeq names its product basic leucine zipper transcription factor, ATF-like 2 (gene Batf2). The coding region runs from base 174 to 983 and encodes 269 amino acids. Lineage: Eukaryota; Metazoa; Chordata; Mammalia; Rodentia; Chinchillidae. Gene Ontology annotation, biological process: regulation of transcription by RNA polymerase II. Gene Ontology annotation, cellular component: nucleus. Gene Ontology annotation, molecular function: DNA-binding transcription factor activity, RNA polymerase II-specific; RNA polymerase II cis-regulatory region sequence-specific DNA binding. The transcript is spliced from 3 exons. The record is from RefSeq and is a predicted model, not a curated record.